UCACUGUUGGUGAUGGCGGAUGUGGUCGAAAUAGAGACUACGAAGAAUUAUAACAUAGCUGUUGAGAGGAUAGAUCCAAUUACAAGUCGCUAUCCUUACUGUAUUGUCUGGACGCCUAUACCUGUUCUAUCAUGGCUCCUGCCAUUUAUAGGCCACAUCGGAAUCUGCACCUCAGUGGGCGUGAUCCGAGACUUUGCAGGGCCCUACUUUGUCUCAGAGGACAACAUGGCCUUCGGAAGACCCACUAAGUACUGGAUGCUUGACAUAAGCAAAGUCUACGCCAGUGGCUCCAAUGCCUGGGACACAGCAGUACAUGAUGCCUCUGAGGAGUACAAACACAGAAUGCACAACCUUUGCUGUGACAACUGUCACUCACAUGUUGCCAUGGCGCUGAACCUGAUGCGCUACGACAACAGCACCUCGUGGAACAUGAUCAACGUUUGCCUGCUCGCCCUCAUCCACGGAAAGCAUGUCAGCUGUGCUGGGUUUUUGAAGACUUGGCUGCCCUUCCUUAUCCUCUUCAGCGUGAUCCUGGCCGUGGCGCUCACUCUCAACCUGCGCUGAUGGACCUGAAGCACACAGAGACGAGAGACGAGGAGGGGACGGGCUCAUCGAGACGGCGGACAGGACUAGUGGAGAGGAGAAGCUCUACCCUCUUUAAUGGGGAGCAGUGGAAGGGAAAGGGUGUGGGUGUUGUUUUAAAGGUGUCCUACCUAUGGCUCGCUAUUUGAAGUAAAAGAGAAAAGAGGGAAAAAAAUCAAUUACAUAACAGUCUUCUCACCCCCUACACUUGAGUGUAAUGAAACGAGGCUAACGUUACUAUUAGCCUCGCAUAUACUGUAAUUUCGCCAGAGAGUACAGAGACAUGGCCGACGCCACUGAAGACAGUCAGUACAGCUACGCGUGUUCGAGAAUUCAACUCAGUGACUUGCUUGUAUUUCAGAGGCUCCGGUUAGUAGCCACCUUCUUUGGAGGUUUCUAUCCCUUCUGUUGCUUCGGUACAGGAGGAGGGCCUAUGCCUUUUACAAAGUGGUUGUGAUCUGUUUUUAAUAAUGUUCAAUAAUGUUUAAUGUUCAGUUUCUCAUGUUGGCCUUCUGGUGAGAUUGUUGCGUUUUGCUUGGUUUGAUGCGGCUCUUGUAGCUUCCCUUUUCAAUGCUGCAGUUUGGCAUGGCUUUAGCUUUUUGAUUAGAUUUUUUGGUGUGCGUAUUGAGUUCUUUUGCCACAUUAGUGAAUGUGUACACUACAACAAGCAGCGAGCAGCUAGCAUACCCCGACGCUGUUAAAUAAUUUCAAAUGCUUUCUAGUUUACUUCGCCUUCAAGUUUACUAUUAUAUGAAACACAGACUAGUUUCUGGAUUUUCUAAAGAAGCUUCUGUGCUCUGACUGUGUGAAAUUCUGUUUGGUACGAUAGUAACCAGUAACUAUUACGAGCUGAAGCCGUGGCUUUUGAUGGCAGUGCGCAUGAAGUGCUUCGAGUGUAUCAAGUGUGUUUGUUGUCUUCCAGCGUUUUCCAAGUGUGAGAGUAGGAAUCAACAUGAAUCCAAGUGGGAAUAGAUGAGUUUAGUCCAUCAGCAGGCGCUGUCCAAAUUACCCCACCCCCACCACCCCCUUCCCAAAAGAAAGUGACAUUGAUGUCUGUCUAUGGGCCGUAAGCAGAGGAUGACAAGGUCCAGGUUUUUUUCAUUUUCAUUCUCCUCAACUCUAUAACUAUAUCCCGACUCUAGAAAAGACGCUUUGACCCUUUUCUUCAUCAGCUGUGCUUUUUUUCUCUCCCUCUUUUACUCCUUCUCCUCCUUUCUUGCCUCUUUCAUCCCCUGAUCCAUGAAACUAAUGAAUGCAGCCAGUGCCUAGGCCAGGGAUAGAAAAAACAAAGUCUGCUCUUCCCUCCAUGUUCAAUGUAUCCACAUGGUUCCAGGAUUAGGAAUACGAGUCUGUGCCCAAAUGAACUCAAUGGCUGUCUCUACAGCAGGUUUUUUUUUUUUUUUUGUUUUGUUUUUUUGUCUUUGCUCUCUCGCGGCGUUCUGUGUAGGACACUGACAAUGAUGUCAAUCUUCAUUUGUUUACCCUUCUUUUUUUGUAGCCUCGAUGGACUGUACAUAUUAACUUUCCAUUUAGUUCCAAACACCAGUUGAACUCGCUGUAAUCCUACACGAUUGCCAGGACACCAAACCCGUUGCCAUGGCUUCGGUGGCAGAAUCAAAUCCCCCCUUUGUUUGGAAUCAAACAGAAAAAGCACUGACCCCCCCACCCACACCCACACCCCACUUCCACAACCCCUCCUCUAGCCUUCCCACCAGCCCCUCCACCUCCUCUCUCCAGUUCUCCCUCUCUGGCUGGAGCGGCAGAAGCAGCAGGUAGUCGGCGGGUCCUGAGGUCGGUGGAGAGCCGCGUCUGAGUCCCCCUCCUUGAGUGGGAGAGGAGCGGAGAGGAGUGCAGCCCCCGCUGGCUCCCAGCACCCCGCCACCAGAUUAGAGGGGGGACGCCAUGGGAAGGAAAUGCCGACGGCCAAAACGUUCUCACGUGGGGCCUUUCGGGGUCUUUUCUUCCCAGCCACUUCUUGUUCUUCCUCCCUGGUAACGUCAGGCAUUUGGAUUCGGCCGCUGCUGCUGCUGCUGCAGGGAGGGGUGUGGGUGUGGGCAGGUGUUUGUUUCCACACUUUGUCCAGCACAGUUUAAAUAACUAUAAACUUUUUCUUUUCGAUUUCAUUUUUUUUUUAUUUAUUUUUUUUGGUGAGCUAUUUUUUAUUUAUAGUCUUUUCAUGAUGCUCUGAUAGGCCUGUCAUGAUAACACUGUUGGACUUGACUUGACCCUGUGACUCUGGUGGUUGAUGCUUUUUGUAAAUAUUGAAUCCAGACCUAGUUACCUUUCUGUUCUGGUGAGACUACAGAGUCAUUCAUAUGUAGCAUUAACAGGCUUCUGUACAACAGACUCAUUGAGCAAAUGAGUAUGUCUGUGUAUAUGUGACAUUGUGCGUGUGACAGUGUGUGUAUGUGUGAGUGUGUGUGUGUGUGUGUUCACACACCAUCAUGCACAUGGGUGUGUGCAUCACGCUUUCCGGUUGUGUGCAUGUGUUUGCCUGCAUGCCAGCAUGUGCCAAUUGUAAGCAUGAAAGCAUGCCUGCAUUUGUGUGUGUGUGUGUGUGUGUGUGUGUGUGUGUGUGUGUGUGUGUGUGUGUGUGUGUGUGUGUGUGUGUGUGUGUGUGUGUGUGUCUGUGUGUGUGUCUGUGUGUCUGUCUGUCUGUCUGUGCAGGUCUUUAGUGCUAGCCAGGCAGCCAUUGGCAGCCCCAACACUCAUCUCUCCAUGAAUGUGGCAGAGACGUCUCUUGACAGACCUUUUGUUUACUCAAUAGCAGCAUAUCAUUACUGAAUACUGCAUAACUGCAUUUGUACGGAUCGCAACAUAUAAGCUACGUUUAUACAUACAAUUCUUAUCUAGAGGCUAUUUUUAAGGAUGUAUUUUUGCUGACAUAUUACUAUCUUAUCCGUGUAGAUUGUGUACACCAGUUAACAGAUUGUAAUACUCUCUUCAAGUGAGCCUGCUUUGUGGAAGUGUCUUUGACCCAGUUGCCUGUAACAAAUGGUUGUCGCGGAGCAAUAGAUUAAACUAGGAAAUGCAGGAUUUAUCUCCUUCUCAUGUGCCGACAGAGAUAUACUAGAGAGCGCAGCAACAGGGCUGUGCAGCCGGUGAGCUACCUGGAGCGCCUCGCUUCCCAAGAAACAGUUUGGUGCUUCCAUUUUCAUAUCCCCAAGCUGAAGCUCUCUCCCUCCCUUCUUUCUUCGCAAUUAACAGUGUCGCUCUCAGCGGUGAGAACGUCCCCAGCCACCUCUGACUGUAGAACCGUAAUCUCAUUACUCAGUUUUUGAGUCUGACGUUUUCUGGAAGGUUCUGUGAGGUUUUCAGCGUUUGGUGAAUUAGCGGCCGAUAGAUCAAUAUCCUGUUCUUGAGUCCGGCAUUGUCCUCAUUUUUCUGCUGCUGUGUCUGAGGAGCAGAGGUUUUCUCGGCACUUCUCCAGGGUCCUCCUCUGUCACUUGUGUGUCUCUUCUGUCUCUCCCUACUCAAAAACACACCUGGUUUAAAGUCUGCGUGGUUCAAAUGUACACGAUGUGCUAUCAGCCGAGUUCAGCUAAUCAGUUGCAUUGAUUACUUCUGUCAGGCAAUCAGAGCAAGAACAACUGGAAGAUGUGACGUGUGUGGGGAAAGUGGUGGCAGGAGCGAGGCCUCCUGUGUCUGAGGACUUGAACUGUCACGACAUGUCUGUGGCGGAGACUGUUGUUAUGUCACCAGAGGUUGGCAAUGAUAGAGCAGUCAUCUUUGAUUUUUUUCCCCCAUCUCCACAUGGGUCGGCUGUGCACUGUCUAGUCUACCCUUACUCGUCACCCGUCUACUCGUCCAAAAGACUCAAGCUCUGUUGCUGAUUUGGGGUGAAAUGAACGUCAUAAGCUAUCAGAGUCAGGGUUUGGGGAUGCGGAGACUGGUGUAUUUAUGCCAGUUCAAACAGGUGACAAAAGCUUUUUAGUAUCAAAGGUUUCCACACAAGGCAGGAAAUCACAGUGUUCUGGAAUUCCAGUGUUCCAGCUCCCUCUUGGUUCUUCCAGAUUAACUACUACAGUGCUGUGCUGUGCUGUCCAGCCAGAGUGCUCUGCAAAUAAAGGAAUCUAAGGAAUGGUGUGAACUUGUAAUGUCUGUAAAUGACAUGGAACUAUCUUAAUAAAAUCAUAUUUAUUACAAAA
This is a messenger RNA of Sardina pilchardus (European sardine), 4730 nucleotides long. RefSeq names its product transmembrane protein 222b (gene tmem222b). NCBI's taxonomy places the organism in Eukaryota, Metazoa, Chordata, Actinopteri, Clupeiformes, Clupeidae. The coding region runs from base 13 to 564 and encodes 183 amino acids. The transcript has 6 exons. The record is from RefSeq and is a predicted model, not a curated record.